ACAACGUUGCCAGUAAUAUGUUACGACGUAGAAACAAACAGAAAGUAGAACCAAGUACUUUUGUAUUAUAUAUUUAGAUCAUGAAGCUUGUCCAACCAGUAAGUGUUAUUUUUCCGUCCUAUUCUCGAGAAAUUGAAACGUUUUUACUGGGAAUGUAUAUCGUUUAAAAAUGUCCUCCUCGCUCAUUUGCCUGCAUCAUUCCUGGGACACAGUGAUUCGGUGAUACAGCUCUAACAGACAGACCGCCAGCAAGAGAGUGUAGUAAUGGCCAACACAUUCCUAGUCGCCCAUCUGCUCCUGAUACUCUGCGGUGGACUACGUCUGUGCUUCACUGCUGAGUCAGCAAUUCCUCUAGCAGCAACCAGUAAAAGCAUCUCUGCUUCUAUUACUGAAGCAGAAUACAGGCAGCUCAAUACGACCCUGAUGGACGUCGUCAACAAGUACAGUAACUUUAAACAGGCUUACCAACAAACUUCCAGUAAACGUGCUUCAGUCCUAGCGAUGGGGAAAAAGUUAGGCUUGACGGAUGAGGAAUCUCUAGCAGCAAUGAUAUACACGACAACAGCUGUGCAUAGCGAAUUCAACAGAAUACUGAGAGAGGGCGAUACCUCCAAAUACGACACAUCUUUCCAAGUGUUUCACUUCCUCUUGAUUUCCGCCAUCGAGAAGAUUCGCGUGAAGCAGACCCUCGCGGUAUAUCUGUACAGAGGUGCUGGGAAGAUUUUCUCGGCAACACAAGGGGCUGCGCUGCGUCUUCCGGGGUACACCUCAACCUCAACCAAAAAGGGGGUGGCUGAAGGUUUUAGAGGCAACAAGGGGACAUUGAUUCGUUUAAAGGGCGUUAAGUUUGGAGCUGAUAUCUCGGGCUUCUCAGUAUUUCCGGGAGAAGCUGAAAUCCUGAUUCCCCCUUAUGAAAGUUUCAAAGUCGCUACUGUCAGCACAGAUAGUAAAGGCCCACUCAUCUACCUGGAAAGUAUCGGGGAGAAAUGCGGAGCCGGUCACGAUGACCUCCGUAGACGUCGCUACACAGGAGGGCCGUGCCGGUGCUGCAGACAGCCACUUAAGGCACUUAACGAGCCGCUUAAUGGAGACGUGCCACUGCAGACGGGCUGGGCUGUCCUUGCCGUCCCUCUUGCAGUCUAUCUCAUUGUUAAUUGAUUUUCAGGUGCAUUACUUUGCAUUAUAACUAAAAUGGAUAGAAUUAUCAUUAAAACGCCCGCAUGUUAUCAGGAAUGCGCGGGCCACUGUAACUUGAUAAUGCCCUCAUAUUACUUGACGACGGGCCAUUAUCACGCCCGUUGUUAAGUGACGUCAUAGGACAGGGAUAGGUGACGUCACGUUCAAUAGUGUCGUCAUCUGGUUUGUUCUAUGACGUUUCCAUAUAUAUAAAAGUGGGCAACAAGGGGACAUUGAUACGUUUAAAGGGGAAGUGUACACGCAAAAAUGACUUUCUUUCUUUUUCUAAACAAAACGCAAUUUUAGAAUUAAUUAGUAUCUGUGUUUGAAAAUAUACACUCAUUUUUUUCACAGUGAAAGUAGGAAG
Molecule: messenger RNA, 1543 nt
Organism: Haliotis rufescens (red abalone)
Lineage: Eukaryota; Metazoa; Mollusca; Gastropoda; Lepetellida; Haliotidae
Product: GPI-linked NAD(P)(+)--arginine ADP-ribosyltransferase 1-like
Exons: 4
Coding region: 265-1158 (297 amino acids)
Molecular function (GO): NAD+ poly-ADP-ribosyltransferase activity; NAD+-protein-arginine ADP-ribosyltransferase activity
Source: RefSeq, a predicted model, not a curated record